GACUUUCGCUUGUUACCUUAACAGCUACACGGCAGUGUAUUACGUUGUCCUAUUUCAAACAUUGGCCAAAACUCAGGUUCACUGAGAACAAAGAAUACAUUGUGGACCACCAGGCUCGAGGAAAAGCGUUUGAGCAGUGCAGACCCUUCUCCGUAGUCUUUUUAUCGAUGCAAUCGGGUCCUUUGCUGUUUCUUCACCUUCCAUUCUGCAAUUGUAUCCAGCGCUCGCACACCAACUAGUUGUUUGAUAGGGUGACUCGAUGCUUUGAUCCUAGUAGCUGAACAUGGAAAGUGAUAACCAAGUCGCGGUUGGAACUUGGUGGGUCCGCGUUGAUCCUCUGUUUCUCCAUCAUCGCGUGCAUGAGAGCAGGAUAAGACGUUCUGAUGCCCGUUCUUACUUCGUUGGGUAACUAUAUCUACGUUUGGAUAGUUCUGUCGCGGCCCGCUCGAGUCAGGAGGAGGUACGUAUGCGCUCGGUUCCACGUUCCUUGCCCAAGCACUCAUAUCCCCCAACGCAUCACCAAUAGCCAUGCUCCUCUGAGCAUCCAGAAAGAGUUAUAUUGCGAGACGCACUUACGCAACAAUUUGUUAUUCACCAUUCUGGCCCUUUGUCUCGUCAGAAUGCCGCCCCUGUGCUUUAGUCCGCCGGUGCAAGCGCCGUUGCGUCGGCAUUGAGACAUGUGCUUCGAUUGCAUUUCUCGCGCCCUCACUGCCUCUGGCCCCCGAGGAUUUGUACCCCGCCUUCUCUGAAGAACAGGAUGGCCACCAGUUCCAUCCCUCUCCCUCUUGUCCUCACCCUAGCCUCAACUCACACCGAGAAUCAUCUUCAAGAUGCAAGAACCCUCCGAACAGCACGAAGACACAACGUCGAUGACUGUGAAGAAGACACCAAAUGCCUACAUCCUGUUCCAGAAUGCAGUCCGUGGUGAAGUGAUGUAUCAACUGCAAGAACUCGGACACAGUACUGCCAACUUUUUAUGCGGAGGCCGGAAGACUGCGUGCUGUACGGGAAGAGCGAUAUCCUGGUGUCAAAUCCGAGUACAAGCACAAGAACAAGGCAAAGAAGAAGGGACCGGUAUCCGAGGCAACCAGCAGCCGCGACACUCAUAAGUCUGGGAACGAGUUCCAGUUUCAAUCUGCCAACAAUCCUCAAGAUGCCCAGGUGGUGAGUUGGUGAAAUCCGUUGUAUGGACGUGAAUGGCAUUUGACGUCAAAUAAGUCUGGAAGGCAGCCAGGUGUUGAAGUCGGAACCCCUGUAUAUGAUCAGAUCAAGUGGGAGCGCAUUCAAGUCGACCAACUCCAUGAUCCAACAACCUGGCAUCUAGAGAAGUCGUUGAAGGUCCCAGCGGAAGCGCCGCCUGAGAUGUAUACUGUCUUUGACACAAACGCGACGCAGAUCCCAUCAGAGGCUUCGAGUAGUACGCAGAACACAUGCCUUCUCGAUCCGCUUGAUUUCCCUUGGAUCGAUCCAAGCCAGAAUACCCCAUAUGUGCCUCAGCUACAAGAGGAGGUGGCUUCCCCAGCUAAUCUGACGGCAAGCCCAUUCGCAUAUUCGGAAAGUUCGCUAUCAGACUUCUCGACUCCGUCGACGGCGUUAAUACCCACGCCAGGAUCCGAAUCUUUCGAGGCUCCCCUCCCGCAAGCUGAGGUCUCAUGGCCGAUGGAUGAAGGAAAUCCUCAGAUGGAUUUGGCAUUUGACAACCCGACCAUGCCAUCGUCCUCAACGGUUGAGAUGAAUGAGUUCCCACCAUUGUUCUUGCCUUUCGACUUCAACGAGCCUUCCUUGUUUCCGUAUGGAGACGCCCAGAUGCAACUCAAUUUCAACACGGGACAGUAUCAAGUCGAUGGGAGUCUGGCCGGUGGCACUCCGAGCAUGGAUUUACCACCAGAAUUCUACUUUGAGGAAUGGAUGAACUUUCCCCAAUUCUAAGCCAUGGGGUUUAUCCAAACCCCCACUCCGUCGCUUUUCGAUUCUAUGCAUUUCUUUCUUUUCUCGUUUGAGUUCUGUAUGCAUUCCCUGGAUACCUUGUUUUUGCU
This is a messenger RNA of Fomitiporia mediterranea MF3/22, 2036 nucleotides long. RefSeq lists its product as uncharacterized. NCBI's taxonomy places the organism in Eukaryota, Fungi, Basidiomycota, Agaricomycetes, Hymenochaetales, Hymenochaetaceae. The record is from RefSeq and is a predicted model, not a curated record. Bases 1363 to 1929 code for a protein of 188 amino acids. The transcript is spliced from 6 exons.